Molecule: messenger RNA, 927 nt
Organism: Salvia hispanica
Lineage: Eukaryota; Viridiplantae; Streptophyta; Magnoliopsida; Lamiales; Lamiaceae
Product: NEDD8-conjugating enzyme Ubc12-like
Source: RefSeq, a predicted model, not a curated record
GCAUUUCACAGAUUCUCCUCUGGUUGUCGCUCUCAACUCUGAAACCCUUCAAAUCAAUUCAUCCAUCCCUUGAUUUUCCUUCACACAGAAAAGGUGUAAUUUCCCGAUCACCUUUAAUUGUUCCGUAAACCCAAUCCUUUUCUACAUAUCUCCGUUUUUCACGGUUCUGAAUAUUUAAUCUCCCCCAUUUAGCGUAUUGGAGCUAUUGAAUCUUUCUCAACUCGUUGUGUUUUCAUCAGAACCAUGAUUAGGUUGUUCAAAGUAAAGGAAAAACAGAGAGAACUUGCAGAAAGUGCUAAUGGGAAGCCUCCAGUGAAGAAACAAAGUGCUGGAGAACUACGUCUUCAAAAAGACAUCAGUGAACUGAACCUGCCAAAAACCUGCACCAUUUCAUUCCCUAAUGGCAAGGACGAGCUAAUGACUUUUGAAGUUACCAUUCGUCCUGAUGAAGGAUAUUAUCUGAGUGGAACUUUUGUUUUCUCAUUUCAAAUUUCACCCAUCUAUCCACAUGAGGCACCAAAGGUGAAAUGCAAGACAAAGGUAUACCAUCCCAAUAUUGACUUAGAUGGAAACGUCUGUCUAAACAUUCUUCGAGAAGACUGGAAACCUGUCCUGAACAUAAACACCAUCAUUUAUGGGUUGUAUCACCUUUUCACGGAACCCAAUCACGAGGAUCCACUCAAUCAUGAUGCUGCUGCUGUGUUGAGAGACAACCCGAAAAUGUUUGAAUCUAAUGCUAGGAGAGCAAUGGCUGGUGGCUAUGUUGGACAAACUUUCUUCCCUCGCUGCAUAUAGUAUGUAAAGUUUCCAGCAUUUAUGUGGAUUUGGAAGAUAUGGAUAUUGAACUAGUUGAGCUAUGCUAUGAUUAUGUAGCAAGUGAAUUGUGCUGUAUCAUAUUAGUCUGUGAAAUUAUAAGAUGUUUGUUUA